CCUAGCGCGCGGCCCGCGGAUUGCGGGUGAGGGAGGUGGCCAGCAUGCGGACAGCUGCUCGCUGACCGGCUGCCCCUCCACUGACAUGGCCCACCGCGGUGUGGAGAGGGACUUCCAGUCUUCAGCGCGGCGCAUGGGCACCUCACUGCUCUUCCAGCUUUCAGUGCACGAACGGGAGCUGGAUCUGGUUUUUCUGGAUCAUAGCUAUGCCAAGCCCUGGAGUGCCCACCCAGAUGCCAGUAGUGCCCGGCCCACCCGCAUGCUCUUUGUUACUCCCCGGAGGCAGCAUGAAAGUACCAUCGAGUCAGACGUCCCAAUAGAUGUGGAGACAGUCACAUCAACCCCCAUGCCACUCUACGACAAUCAGAAGGCACGCAGCGUGAUGAACGAGUGUGAAAGGCAUGUCAUCUUCGCCAGGACUGAUGCAGACGCCCCUCCCCCACCAGAGGACUGGGAGGAGCAUGUCAACAGAACGGGCUGGACAAUGGCCCAGAACAAGCUAUUCAACAAGAUCCUCAAAGCGCUGCAGUCUGACCGGCUUGCCCGCUUGGCCAACGAAGGGGCUUGCAAUGAGCCAGUGCUACGUCGAGUUGCGGUGGACAAGUGUGCAAGGAGAGUGCGGCAGGCUCUGGCAAGUGUAAGCUGGGACACCAAGCUGAUCCAGUGGCUGCAUACCACCCUGGUGGAGACUUUGAGUCUGCCCAUGCUGGCGGCCUACCUGGAUGCCUUGCAGACACUAAAAGGGAAGAUCCCUACCUUGAUUGACCGGAUGCUUGUAUCAUCCAACACGAAGACUGGGGCUGCAGGAGCUGAGGCCUUGUCCCUCCUGCUGAAGAGGCCCUGGGACCCUGCUGUGGGAGUGCUUUCUCAUAACAAACCAAGCAAGCUCCCUGGCUCUCCACUCAUUCUCAUUGCCUCCUCCGGGCCCUCCAGUUCCGUGUUUCCCACCUCACGCCGCCACCGCUUCUGGCAGUCUCAACUCUCCUGCUUAGGCAAGGUCAUCCCUGUAGCCACCCAUCUGCUGAACAAUGGAAGUGGGGUAGGAGUUCUGCAGUGUCUUGAGCAUAUGAUUGGGGCAGUGAGAAGCAAAGUGCUGGAGAUUCACAGCCAUUUUCCCCACAAACCCAUCAUCUUGAUUGGCUGGAAUACAGGAGCUCUGGUGGCCUGUCAUGUGUCGGUGAUGGAGUACGUCACUGCGGUUGUCUGCCUUGGGUUCCCUCUGCUUACCGUGGAUGGCCCCAGAGGGGAUGUGGAUGAUCCCCUCUUGGAUAUGAAGACUCCAGUCCUCUUUGUCAUUGGUCAGAAUUCCCUUCAGUGUCACCCUGAAGCCAUGGAGGACUUCCGGGAGAAGAUUCGGGCCGAGAACAGUUUGGUGGUGGUUGGGGGAGCUGAUGAUAACCUCAGGAUAAGUAAAGCAAAGAAGAAAUCAGAAGGGUUGACACAGAGCAUGGUGGACAGGUGUAUCCAGGAUGAGAUUGUAGACUUUCUGACUGGAGUGCUCACUCGCACAGAGGGGCAUGUGGGUGCUGAGCCUCGGGACCAGGAUGCUGAGAAGAAGAAGAAGCCCCGGGAUGUGGCCCGCAGAGACCUGGCCUUUGAGGUCCCCGAAAGGGGCAGUCGACCUGCCUCACCAGCUGCCAGGCUUCCAGCCUCCCCUUCAGGCUCCGAGGAUCUCUCCAGUGUGUCCAGCAGCCCCACCUCCAGUCCUAAGACCAAAGUGACCACAGUGGCCUCUGCCCAGAAGUCCAGUCAGAUUGGGAGCUCUCAGCUGCUGAAGAGACACGUGCAGCGGACAGAAGCUGUGCUGACCCACAAACAAGCCCAAGCACAGUUUGCUGCUUUUCUGAAACAAAAUAUGCUGGUGAGGAAAGCUCUUCCUCCCGGCACCUCCUCCUGUCUCUUUGUUCCCAUCUCAUCAGAACAAGCGGAGGAAGCAGAGAAAGAGGACCUUAGGGUACAGCUAAAGCGGCACCAUCCCUCCAGUCCUCUGUCUAGCAGUAAGGCCUCCAAGCGACCCAAGAUCAAGGUGUCCCUCAUCUCCCAAGGGGACCCAGCUGGAGGGCCUUGUACUCCUUCCCAAGGAGGAACCCCAGAAGCUGGGGGAGGAAAGCCCAUCAUGAUGACCCUGGGCCAGACGGCAGCAGGUGCCAAGGAGCUCACAGGGCUUCUCACCACAGCCAGGCCCAGUGCUUCUGAAGCGGGUGUGUCAGCCAGCCCAGCCUCCUCCGUGGCCUCCAGCAGCACCGCACCCAGCCCUUUGCACACACUCCAGAGCCGCCUGGUGGCCACCUCCCCUAGCAGCUCCCUCCCAGGGGCCACAUCCGCCAGCAGCCUCCUCCAAGGCCUCAGCUUCAGCUUACAGGAUAUCAGCAGCAAGACCUCGGGCCUCCCAGCAAGUCCCUCCCCAGGACCAUCCCCACAGGCCACCAGUGUGAAGUUGCCCACUCCCAUACAGAGCCUGGGUGCCAUCACCACGGGCACCAGCACCAUUGUCCGUACCAUUCCUGUUGCCACCACUCUCUCAUCCUUGGGUGCCGCUCCUGGUGGAAAGCCCACAGCCAUCCACCAGCUGCUGACCAAUGGGGGCCUCGCCAAGCUGGCAAGCAGCCUCCCUGGCCUGGCUCAGAUCUCCAACCAAUCAGGCUUGAAGGUCCCCACCACCAUUACUCUGACCCUACGAGGGCAACCAAGCCGAAUCACCACACUGAGCCCCAUGGGCCCAGGAGUGGCCCCAUCCGAGGAGCCCACCUCCCAGGUGCUGCCCUCCAACUCACAGCGCCUGCCUCCAGCUCCCUGAAGAUGCACGUGAGGUUGGUGAUGGCUGCUGCAGGGAACCCCGGGCACGUGUGCUGUCCUGCUGAGCUGUCCACUUGUCUGAAGACCCCUUUAAGACACUCAUUUUUGCCUCUCUGCCAGCUGUCUUCGGGGUUGGGCCUGUGGGUCCUGUGAAACUGUUAGGCUAAGUGACAUGGUGCCAGCAAAGGGAGCAUCGUCCUUCAGCAUCUACAGGUCUGGUUCCCAGAACCACUGGCUCCUCAGCAGGUCGGGACAUUGGCAGAUCACCAGUACUAGCUGUGACUUGCCCCGGGCAGCAUUUCAUGAAGGAGCCUUUUGGAAGUCUGUGCUACCCUAUGCCAAGUUGGGAGGAGACGUCCUUGUGGUCUAGGGCUGCGGGGGUUCAGAUUGCGAGCCCUUGCUGAGGGCCAGGGUCAUCCUGGCCCACCAGCUGGCUGGUCAGUAUUAAAAGGACUUGUUUUGGACAUUCUGCUGCCUUCACUGAGUAGCAUGGGAGAGUGCUCCCCAUGCCGCUCCCUCGUAGGAAUCACAUCAGUAGUCUGCUGCGACUGAGAAUACCUAACUCAGAUCCAUGAGAGGGCAGAGCAGACGGGGCUGUCCUCUCUCAGUCCCUUUGGCCGCUGUACAUGUGGAGAGCAGCAGUAGCUAAGAGAUGAAAACAGGCCCCCUUUUUUAUCAUGGGUUGGGCACUUCCUCUAUGCAGAAAGCCUGCGGGUCCAGAAAGGUCGAAGAAGACCAAUGACCAGCAAAGGAAGUAGCUUCAAGGAUGAGUCAAUAAGUCCUGCUGCUAAAACGAUUCGGGCUUGAGGCUUUGCCUCUUGGUCCUAAGGAGCUGCAGAGUCAACUAGAGAUGAGAAGAAUUUGCAAGGUCAGGGGGAAGAAAGCCCUACCCCCAAAACCUCUCUGCCCAGUGCUUGGAGGUGAAACAGGGAUAACCAGUUAACAUCUGGGCCGUCCCAGGAAGCCUAGGCAUUAAGACUACAAAGGCCGUGCUUCCGUGUUUCUGUUUCUGUUUCCCAUGCAAUUUGCCUUCUUGCUCAGAAGUGGGGGAAUCGCUGGCACUGACGCUCCUGUGCAGCACUCCUGCUCUUGGUGCCAGCCUGAGCCCGAGAGGAGCAAGUUCCUGGACAAGUAAUCGCUGAAGAUGGAGCUUGGAGUCCCUCCUUCCCUCCUCACAGUACUUUUGUACAAAGGUAGUUUUAGAUUUGGCUUAGAACACAUUGUCCACAGCAGCCUCCCUUCCCUUUCAUACUCUAGAAUGUUUCCAGCUAUGGUGAUGAGUCAGGCACCCAAUGGGACUCUGUGCAGUAUCUGUAGGCAGGGAGGACCCACAGCAUGCCAUGGCUGGAACUGUGGUCCAGGGUCCUGACCCAAACCAGACAACCUGCAUUCAAUUCAGGAGUGUCACCCUUCCAGUCUGAGUGGCACCCAGGAGGGGGUGCACAGUGUGCAGGAGUCGGGAGACAGAUCUGGGCAUGUGUAAAAUAGGAGUGGAGAGGGCAUCUUAAACAUCAUGCCCUGACUCCCGCAGAGCUGGUCUCUGGUGACUCAUAGAAUGGCGCUAUAUUCUUGCAUCAGCUGGUAGGUAACUGCUUUCUGAAAUUCAGGAGGCAUUUAGUAAGUUUGAAGAAGAUAUGAAAUCUGAAAGAGGCAUCCAUAGGUCAGGGGAUUGAUAACUUUACAGGUAGAAUAAUAACAUACCAACAGGACCUGAGGCUAGUGGGACUGUGUGAAUAUGUGAAGCUUUUAGGAAUCAUUUGGGACAGGCAGAGGGUCCUGAACAGCCAUUCGUGACGUAGCAGUGCCGCCUGGACAGCGCAGGCAGGGCUGCUCCUGAAAGAUGCUGGCUUGGUGUGUGCUGGGGCCAGAGCAACAACUAACGCACCUUCCUGCUGUCACGCGAGUCCUAGUCCUUCCCACGGAUGACUUCCUGAGGCUUGGGUUGCACACCCCGAAGAAUGCCAGACUGGAGAAGGGGAGUUGUAAGGACAUGGAUUCUUCACCCCAGAGGGACAGGCUAAAGGGAGACGUCGUUGAAGUCCAUAGAGUCAUGUGCGCCGGUUCCACAUGUCUUCUCCAACCACACUGCUUGAAAUGUAAAAGGAAGCUUUCUUCUACCCAUCAUCUAGCAGACCUGGGUCUGUAACCUCAGAUGGGAUACUGCUGGCCGAAACGUAGAAGGAUCAAAAAGGCUCUGGGUAAAUUCUUGGAUGACAGGUGUAUGUUGAUGCCCUGUGGGAGAAGAUGGAGGAAGACCUUCUGUCUGUUCUUGGGGCCCUCCCACAGGAACAAUCUUGGGCUGGAUGGUUACAGACUGAGCCCCUGUGACGGUUCUGUUCACAUUAGUAAGAACAGUUACAGAAAUAAAAACAACUUUGCAUCGCU
This is a messenger RNA of Eptesicus fuscus (big brown bat), 5181 nucleotides long. It is a transcript of the gene KANSL3, whose product is annotated as KAT8 regulatory NSL complex subunit 3. NCBI's taxonomy places the organism in Eukaryota, Metazoa, Chordata, Mammalia, Chiroptera, Vespertilionidae. Gene Ontology annotation, biological process: positive regulation of transcription by RNA polymerase II. The coding region runs from base 86 to 2797 and encodes 903 amino acids. The transcript has 22 exons. Gene Ontology annotation, cellular component: NSL complex. The record is from RefSeq and is a predicted model, not a curated record.